AUGACCGGUCCCAAAAGUCGGAAGUUGACCCAUAUUACAAUUGAAAUUUCAGCGUCUGCAGAGAUACGCUACCCUGGAGACGUGGUCGAGUUUUCACCACCCGACAAUUCAACAGAUCCAGAUCUGAUGGGGACCGAGGGUUUCGUGUUGAGAGUAGUAAACGCAAGUCAUCACGACCCUCCCGUCCUUGUCGCGUGGAAACACAACAACUAUUCCGUCGUCUCGUGGAAAGAUCCUCAAAAUUUAACAUUAAAGAGUACAUCUGGUGUGGCUGGACUAGAAUGUAAGUUACAGGACGUCAUUGCCAGUAAUAGACGGCCGGCCAAGUCAUCAAUUUGUACAACUGGAUGGCAACUUUAUGUUAGAAGUUGGUAACAGGCAUUUUCUUAUAUUGUAAGCCUUGGUGAACAAGACUAUAUGUGUUACCACUUCUGAUUUUUGCUUUAUAGCCAAAAAUUUGAGAAUUUUUAAAAUUUUGCCUAUUAAAUUACUAUGAUCGGAAAAAAUGUAAAAUUUCAUGUUCUCUUAUACGAAAAAUAAACUAUACCACUAGAAAGAGCGCAAAAAACUAUAUAUAAGACAAUUAAAUGAGUUCUACGUUUUUCCAAUCCUAUUUCGAGUUUUUAAUGUUAAAAAAUGCAGAAAUGACCAAAUUAAUGCUAAUUAGUACCCAUUUUGCCAACUUUAACCAUCUUUAAUUCAAAAUCGACUUGAAAAUCGCACUAGUCGCUUAAUUAUCUUAUAUAUAGUUUUUUGCGCUCUUUCCAGUGGUAUAGUUUAUUUUUUGUAUAAGAGAACAUGAAAUUUUACAUUUUUUGCCAUCAUAGUAAUUUAAUAGGCAAAAUUUUAAAACUCUCAAUUUUUUGGCUAUAAAGCAAAAAUCAGAAGUGGUAUAACACACACAGUCUUAUUCACCAAGGCUUGAACUAUAAGAAAGUGCCUGUUACCAGCUUCUAACAUAAAGUUGCCAUCAAACUCUCUUUAGAGGCACUUUUUGCCACCUUGGCCGGCCGGCUAUAAAAAUUUAGUCUGUCUCAUUUGAAAGAAAUUUUCAGUAAAAUAAUUAAUAGACUUUUUACAUCUUUUUCAUAUCUUGCAUGCUUCUUGCACGGUUUAUUUUAAGAAAAAUUUAGAACUGCACAUAUAUAGAUGUUACGAGCAUCGGGUGUUUGACUGGGGUCAAAGGAUUUUUUACCUGGAUUAGAUAUUUAAAGUUAAGAGUUGUAAAUUAUGAUAGAUUCUUAAUUUGCGUAUAAGUGGCAGAAUAAAGGUGUGGUUGGAAGAAAGGCCAGACAAACUCGACUUUGCGUGGGGAGCUAGGAGGUGUUCCCCUCAAAAUUUGAAUCUAGGGGUUCUUAAGUUCUGGCAAAGAUUUGUUUUACCCAAUCACCAACAAAAACUGUUUCAAAACAUGUAAAUAGGAAUCAUGAAUAUUCAUUGUAUAAUAACCUUAAAUUUGCAUUAACCUGAACUGAACGUUAAAAUAAACCCUGGGUUCUUGAAAUAUUUUGGCUGAAAUUAAACAGUCAGCUGUCCGCCAUUUUGGAUUAUUCAGGAUAUGCAUAUUAGGUCACAACCCAGCGGGCAAAAUGACGUUUAUCCAACGUUGAAUCAACGUUGGAAAUGACCUUCCAGACGUUGGAUAGACGUUGAAAAAGGGUUGACUAUGCAAAUUGGAUCGACGUUACUGUUUCGACCUUGAAACAACGUUGAAAUUAGGUUGCCAAUCUCGUCAACCAUAAUUCAACGUUGAAUCCACGUUAAAACAACGUUGAGAUUGGUUCACAAAUCGACGUCGUACAUUUAACCAUGAAUGAACGUUAAUUCAACGUCUGUUGGCUGCUGUUGAACCAAUAUGUUUGUAAAACAACGUCAGAGCAACGUAGAUAUUAGGUUGUCGACGUCGCAACCUUUUUUCUACCAAAUUUCAACGUUGAAACAACGUCGUGUGCCCGGUGGGAAGUGGGUCACGUAAACGUUUUAUCUUGCAUGACAGCCAGCGAUCAAUAUGAGCGAUAACUUGUACUUGCAUGUUUGCUACUUAACAUUCACUCUCGUUCCCAGAGCCACUUUCACUCGGUCACUCGUUGAAAACUAGGCUCUGGGUUAGACGGCUAAAGGGAGUGAUCCGAUGGCUUCUUAGAGAACUGCUAUUUCCCCGAAGUUGAGCAGUUUUCCCUAGGCAACAUUAUUCUAUCAAAAUAUGUCAACACAAACAAUUCGUUUCUUCGUAAUACUUCUCGGUGAAAAUUGUCACGGGUGCUAAAGCGGCCAAAUUCAAGAGUAUGCGCUUUAGAAACUACUUUUACUUUCUUACACGAGCCGUUUAUACCAAUUUUCGGGUGACGUCCAUGCAAGACUAUCCCCACACUUGACAUCAUUAAAACCAUAGUUGAUGAAGUUAAGAAUUAAUCCAAGAUGGCGGAAAUCUCAUUGCCUUCAGUCAAAAUAUAUACAGCUAAACUCUAAACCUUUACCUCUAAGCGUGCAAAGCAUAAUGGGAGUAUCAUUUGAUCAGUUUAGAAACCAUCUAUGGGGCCCAUUUCUUGGUGACAUGGUUAAUAUCUCCUUACGAUUCACAAAUAGUUGCAAUAUUCAACUACUAUAAAGCUUGAAACUUAUGCUUCAUUAAGCUUUGGGCGCUUAGAGUUUAAGGUUGAAGGUCUAGAGUUUAACGUUAGCAAAGGACAACCUUUUUUGAAUUAGCUGUAUUGGAAGAACAAAAUUAUUUCCUCGGGAGGAGAUAUUAUAGGUGUAUAUUGUAGGUCUUUUUUACGGUCGAUAAGGGACUGGUCAUAAAGUAACUGCUAGGGUGGGCUGGAGGUAAAUCACAAAUUUUGCCAAUAAGUUCGGUGACCCAUCUUAGGAUGUACAUAAAAAUUUCAAAGCCCAUCUAAUCUUACAAAAAAAUUUUCAUGACCCACCCAAUCUAAAUUGGGAAAAUACACUUUUAUAAUAAAAAAAAACUUGCAGGUAUGAACAUUGUAAAUAUACACCGGCACUGUAAUGACGAACAUAAUUCCACCAAGCUUGACCAACACAUUCAUCACCAAUUACGAUACUGAGCUGCUCUCCAGUUGGUUGUAUUUGCUGUGAUUCGACCACUUCGUGUUGUUGUUUAAACAGAGUACUGGCUUCAAUAGUAUCAUUUGCAUUUGAUAGUUUUGAUAGUUUUGUUUACUUUUAUUAUUAAUAUCUUUAUUUUUUGAAGUGGACAUGCAUGGGUUUUUGUUUGGUGGCCCAACCGUAGACAUACAAAAAAAUUGGCGGCCCAUCGAAACUGCCCAAAGAUUUUCCAUGGCCCAUCCCAAAUCACUCCAGCCCACACUAGCAGUUACUUUAUGACCGGUCCCUAAUACAAUUACGAGUUAUUAUGGAAAGCCCGACUGUCAAACUGACCAUAAAAAAGAACGAAGCGCUAUAAAAACUAAUUUAUGUGAAAGCGAGAAGGAAAAUGGGAUGACAGAAACUGUUCGCCAUCUUGUUGCCCUUGACAAAGUUGUUACUCUUCGAUCUUGUUUUUAUAGUAAUCGCAAAUGAUUGCAAACAAUCUCAUGAAACAACUGCUAACUAUAUUGGCUUCCUACACGACAGAAUCGGAAUUGGCGUGCUAUUUCGUUCCCUUCUAUCAAACGAAGUGUUUUGGAUAGGAGAUGUGUGCAUCUAUCUUGGCACAGAUGGUUUGACAGACCCUUUUAAAAGAUUGUGGUGUUUUCGCACCAAGAAAUACGUCUAUGUCGACAGUUUUGCAAAUUUCCAGCUUUUCGGGGUAACAAAUUAUCCAGGUAAGAUCGAGGUUCACCAAUAUAGGGUUACAGUGAUAAAACAAUUUAAAGUUCGACUAACCACUAAUAUGAUUUUUGGUAUGUGUAAUAUUUGGGUCAUUCAAAGAAGAAAUGUAAUGUAUCUUUAUAGUAAAAAAUCCCACCUUGAUCAACUUUUUCACUGUCAAAGGUUCCGGAUAUGAUGUCAUUAGGUGAAUUGCAAAUUAGUUUUCCUUUGUUUUUGUACCAAAAAUUCACCAAAUGACAUCAUAUCUGGAACUUUGACAGUGAAAAAGUGGAUCAAGUUGAGGUUUUCACGAUAAGCAGCUUUUUUGUGAGUUGGAUAUCGACAAAAGUAACGGCUCUCUUGAGGCCAGAAUGUAACUAGUUCCCGUUACCUUUUAUCAAUUUUUGUAACUAGUUAACAACAAGUUACCUUCCCAAAAAAGUAACUUGUUACCAUGUGUGAAAAUCUCUUUCUGGUUAAAUUAAUCAAUUGUUUUGUCCAAUUCGCUUCGCGUUGGCAAUUCACUUCGCAUUAUAAAAUUUCGUAAUCGGUAAGUAGUUGCAAAAUUUUUGCAACUUGUAUAAAUUUGUAACUAUAGUUGGAUAUAAUUUGACAAAAAAUUUGUUUGUUUGUUCAUAAGGUGUUUACGAGUAUUCGAAAAACAAUCAGCUUACAGGUUAGUAUAUUAAAGGAACGAUGAAGCCCUUGUGUCGGUUGUAUAAAACACUACAUUUUAACCACCAUUUUUUUAGUUAACUAGUAUCGUUCAGUCUAAAUAUACGCGAACUGGUUAACUUUCGCACUAACUGUAGUUAACUCAUUGAUUAUGAAUAUUACUGGUACGGUACCUCCACCCGGAAAUUUGAAACAAAUUUGAAGGCCAUGAGUCCCAGUGUUGACAAUAGCGGAAUAUAGCCAAUAUUAAAUAUUCUGAAUUUUUAAAUGUUUUGAGAAUCUAAAAAUAUUCCAGAAUGUUUUCUCAGAAUGCUGGAAAUGCCAUUUCAGAGACCCAAAUUUAAAAAAUUUUCCGGGGGAGUAUACCCCGGACCACCCUCGUUUCCCCCGUUUUCGGGGGGGGGGAGUAUGCCACGGACCGCGCUCGUUUCGCCAUUGGUUAGGACCCCCCCCCCAAAAAAAAACACAAAAAAACACACACACACACACAACAGCUUAGCUGGAUCCACCAUUGGCCCAUAAUUGGAUUUGAAAUACCAGAUCUCCAAUCAUUAAUAAUUCAUGAGUAACAUUGCUUUAUUUUGCUCACAUGAUAAUAGUUGAUAUCUGAUGAAGUACAUUGAUCCAGUUCUAGGAGUGGAUUAGUUCAAAAUUAGUUCAGUCCUUACUUAGACUGGAUCAAACUUAAUUCACCACACCUUAAGUAGUGAUUUAUUCGUAUGAGAUGUCAUUUCAAAUCCGACUACAGGGUGUAUCAAAAAAAGCGCAAUCCUCGACUGAAAUGUAAAUUGCUAAACAAAUAAUAGACGAAAACGUUAAAGUUUACAUUCAUUUUAAAUCGUAGCCAUUCAGCUUUCUAACAGUGGGUUGUUUCUUAAAUUUGACUCAUUGGUUCGCGGGUAAUAAUACUUUACGUUAUUGCGAUUGGAGAUUAAAAAAAUUGAGAUGGAAUAACAAAUCGUUCUCAUGAAAAUAACUGAUUUUUUCAUUAAAACAAAAAAAUGUUGCAUUUUAUUAAAUGGAUUGUAACAAUAAGUAUAAUUACGGCUUUUCUUCCACUAUUUUUAACUCAGUUUGAAACUUCAAAUGCGAUAUAAUUUUGGCUUGGACCAUCUAAGCUGACUGACAUCAACUUGAUAUAAUUUCUGUUUACAUUACAUCGCAAUUCGAUGACACUCUGGCUCAGACACCAGAAUGUUUUGACGAUUUUUAGCAUUCGUUUAGGAUUUUCAAACAACCUGGUCUCUUUUAAAAUACUUUUAAUUUGUUCUUACGUGGUUUUCAGAUGUAGUGACGACAACAUUAAAGUUUAAAGAAGAAAAUUCUAACAUUUAAACCGACUAAACAAUAACAUAGUAAACUUGCAUAAUUAAACAGCAACUAAAAAUGAUAGGUUUUACUAAAUCUUUUCCUGUGCAAUUAUUGCUAGCAUUGGAGACAAGGAUAAUAGUUUGUUUGAAAGAGAAAAGAACAGGCUUUGAAGUAAGCCUAAAAGCGUUUAACUAGAAAUAGUAUUUCGAAAGUUAUUAAGCACAAAAGAUGAAUUGCGUUUAUUUUGAUACACCCUGUAUAUGAGGACUGGACUAGAGUCCAGUCCUUGGGUUCGCCUCGGACUUGAUCAAAUUGCGCGAACUUGAAAUCAAGUCCAGACCUCAUAGUUGGAUUUGAAGUACCACUUGAAGCCAUUGAAUUCGACACGUGCAAAAUGCGACGAUUAAAAACAGACCUUACAUUUUCCUAGGUUUCUAUCGCUAUCCUGUGGUAAGCAAAUACAGCGCUCAUAUUGAAUACAAGCAAUUAAUAAUGGGGCAGGAAAACACAGCAGUAUUGACCAUAGAUUGCAAUAAUGACGCCGAAAUUACGGUGAUUGUUUAUACUAGUUUAAUGCAUUACAAUAAUUACACACUAUUAACUGAUACCCCUAUAUCAGUGCCGAACGAGAUCGAAUUGACAACAAAGUGGAUUGCAAAAUAUCCUGGCCCGAACUACUUGGAAUUUAUGAUUAAGGAGGGUGCAAAUACCUACGUUACAACAGGGGGAUGGUAUCAUGUAUUGGCAGCAGUGAAACAUAAAAUUCAGGUAAGGGAAAGCAAUUGAUUGAUAUAGAUACGGUAGAUCGUUUAUUAAAUCAAUUUUUUCGUUGUUAAAAAAACUGAAUUACAAUAGAGUUUACAUCAAAUAUGGUUAAUAAUUUAUAUGUUAAGCUUAAGACCUGUAGACCAUACUAAUACUAUUUACAAUUUGGAUUGGAUUUAAAAAUAUAAGAGUUUUUUAACCUGUUCGUAUUUAUAAUUGGAAGUUAUACCUUCCAACUCUCUAAAAUUAUGAGUUGGUGGAUUUUCUUCAUGUAGUAUAGAUGGUAAAGUUUAUGUUCUCUGCAUGUUAUCUUCGAUGGAAGUAAAACGCUUUUGCCAUAAUUUCUCUCUUCUGUCGCUAUUGCAUCUUCCGAACAUAUUUCAGGAUAUGUAAUUUUUAAGCCUCGUCUUUGAGCUCGUUGUAUAUCCACUGAUAAGUAUAUACUGUCUGGAAGGUUCUCUGGAACGUGCAAUUUCGGUAUGGUACGACGGGAACAUUUUUCUUCUCCCCCCCCCCCCAUGGGGGGACCCAUGCUGGCUCGCCCCAUAUAAACACCACCAUUGGUAAUCUAUCAAACUUCACUCACUGGUAAAUGUGAUGAAACACUGGAGAAAAACGUGAACUGAUAUCUUAACAGAUUUAUGACCAGUGUAAGUUGAGCUUGCAACCAAUGUAAGUUGAGCUUGCAACCAUAAAUUAGCGGACAUAUUCACACUCAUUUACAUAUCAAACAAAUUGAAAUAUCUCGGGAACAAACCACAAAAACAAGAAACUGAAAAAUAAGUUACACUACAGCAUACUGAGAGUUCUUUCAUUUAGGAAAAUAAGAAAUUUCAUGUCAUAUACACUUUAAGAAAUUGGGUGUGGUCAUUGGAAAAAAGUGGGCGUGGUUCAAACUUAACUCUCCAAUAUCUUAACUCUCCGAUAUAACUCUCUAAUUAGUCUCUUCUGUCUUUUACGAACUUUUUUGUUUCCCUUUUAUUUCCCAGAUUCAAGCAUCAGGCAGCGAUGCACGUUUUAUUGUAGCGAACGAACCAAUUACUAUCACACAAACAAUGGUAAACUCGGGGUUAGUCGUAUUUUUCAACGGCUCGCACAACAACGAAUCCCAAUAUGGCAUCGCACAAAGUCCUGUUCACGUGACCAACCUAGCAUACGAACAACGUGGCUUAUAUCAAGUAUUUUCAAUGGCGUGGAAUGCAAUAGGUGCGGAAUUCACGGAGUUAUCAUUUGCGGUAGUGCGAAUAUUUGAAAUCAAAAACUUAACAAUCACCACAGAUUCGUAUGCCCUGAAGACAAAGGUAGCCAACUUAAAAUUUUACAUACGCGCAUUGAAAGGUUCCGUUUCGUUAUGUAAUGUUACAUACGGAGAUGGUGAGUACUCUGAACAUGAAACAACGUUGACAAACUUUUAUGAUACAAUUGAAAAUAGCACCGAUAUUGACACUGCCAUCAAUACUGACCCGGGGAUACAACACGAAGUCAGCAAACCCUCAGAAUAUUCACAUCCUGGUUUCUACAGUGUUCGGGUCGUUUGUGAAAACGAGAUCAAUUCUGUGAAUUAUUCGACCACCAUUCUAGCGCAAGAUCAAAUUACUGGUUUCUAUGUGUUUCCCAUUUCAGCCCACGAGUUUGGCAAGACCAUCAAUGUGGUCUGGCAGAUGUAUCUAGGCACAAACGUUACAGUUGAUAUAUGGUACAACGAUCUAUUGUGUAAUACAACAAAUAUUACCAUAACUAAUAAUCAGAAUAAUUCGCGAGAUUGCUUAGUGACCAAUUCUAUGCAUUUCGACCCCGACUAUUUGGUCGACAUCAAGCUAACAGCUCAGAAUCUCGUCUCGAACAUAACUGAAAUUGUUACUGUACAAAUGUUCCGACCGAUGGUGAUCACCGGUUUCGUCGCCUUGACAACCACGGCGCAGUGGGGCUCCGGCGAAGCAGGCGCGGGUCCAAACGGGAACAAAUUCCCCGCGGAAUACCCGGUGCUGUUUAGGGCGAUCUACACAGGCGGACCACCAACCCUGCAUGACUGGACAUUCCAAUUUCACAGCUGGAUUGGAGAUUGCACGAAUUGUGGCACGCGAACCGAUAAUAGUGUGGAACGCGAGUAUCUAUUCGGGCGUGAUGAUAACUUGUGUGACGUGAAAUUAAAACUAUCAAAUCCUGCUGGAACGGCAGAGGAAUGGCUCGCUGUAGACAUUGAUAAAAGCUUUAAUCUUACCAGCGUGACCAUAGAUAGCCCCGUCGUCGUGAACAGAACUGAAAAAUUAACCAUAAAACUGGCAGACAUCGGCAAAACUACUUGUAUAUCGGUUAAUUUUGGUGACAAUUCACCGCUACUGUUGUACGGCAACUACGACGCUUGUCAUGAGCAGUACAAUCACACUUCACGGUCCGAUGUGGUAUUUAGUCCGAGAACGCUCAAUACUACAAGUAUAGACGUUGACUACAUGUUUAAAACUGUGGGAACAUAUCAGGUAAAAGUCGAUGGAAGGAAUUACGUUUCAUGGGAUAGUUUUCAACAAGAAGUUGUCGUGGCGGAAAAGGAAUGUGAAUAUCCAAAUGUCACAAUUACAGGUAAUGUGUACACUGUUUUUGAAAGUUCUGCGCCAGUGAAGGAAGUACCAAUAGGAAUAAAACUUCGGAUUGAUAAAGAUGCAACUAUCUGAAAAAUCCGUCUAAGGACGAAGGACCUUUGCUCGAAACGCCCAAUUUCUUCUUGUAUUUUUCUGGUAGUUUCACAAGAAUUGUAUAGAAUCCUGCACUUUCGGCAUUCUAAGGGAAGCCUCACAUAUCGAUUUUGUCCAUGAGAAACUUCAUAUGGACGUUUCUCUGGAGAUGAACAGCAGUGACCCAGUCAAUACAGUAAGACCCCGCGUAUAUAUAAGAACCUAGAUUUUUCAAAUUAGCCUAAACAGGUUCUUAUAUAAAUGGUGCUUAUCGCGAAAUUAGGCUAAACAAAAAUACAAUACAAUGCAAUAAAACUUUAUUUAGCUACGGUAAAACCUUCAGUAUACACUAUUUUACGAAAAGAAAAACAUUAACUGAUGUACAAGAGUCUGCGUUACUAUAUAUCUCGCUAAAAUUAUCAUAAAAGUCAUUUGUAGCCUUCUUAAAUUGGGAAAGUAGUGGAAUCGUGCGUAUAUCUUGCGGUAAACUAUUCCACAAUCGUGCCCCACUAUAACUCAGGCUUCUUUUUAGGAAAUUAAUGCGUGACUUGGGUAAGUUUAAUUUGACUUCAGAAUUCCUGAAAUUAUACGUUGUGCCACGAACAGAGAGGUCAUUUUCAUUACUUUGUGAAGAGUUUAUUUUCUUUGAUUUAUAAAUUUUUAAUUUAACUCUUAAAGUUAUAAAAAUAAAUUAAGAACCUGUUUGAAAUGUUAGCCUAAACAGGUUCUUGUAUAAAGGGGGUCUAAAGAAGCAAUUUUCGCCUAAACAGGUUCUUAAAAUCUAGGUUCUUAUACACAAGUCCAUGAUAUUCUCUAAAACCGUCUAUGUUUUAUUAUAUAGAUUUAAAUGAAACUGAAAGCGGAAGCCUUACGGAAUACUGGAAAUCAAAGAUAAUCACUGUAACGACAGUAAACGAAACUGACUGUGGAUUAACAACGUUAACCCAAACCAACUGGAGUGUUUACAAGUUAGAUCAAGAUCCAAGAGCAAUGCUCAGCAAAAUUGACAGUGUUCCACGCACCGAGUAUCAGUUUUCGAUUCCGACUGAUCUAUCUUUACCAGAGUUAGUUCUCGAUAGUAAAAGCCUGCAGUAUGGUUUCUAUGCAGUCACUGCACGACUAGGGAUGCUAGGAUAUCCUGAUAUCUUCGAUGAAGAUACGAAAUAUUUCCAUGUGGUUGCAACGCCAUUCCUAGAGCCGGCCGUCACCACAGGUUUCAUGUAUACUGUUCUUUUCCGUCAAAUGGUGAGUGUUUGGUUACCAAUAUUAUAUCAUAAGCAAUAUUAUUAUUAUAAUUACCACAAAAAUUUAUCAUUAUCCUACUAAACCAUCACCAACAUCAUCAUUACCAUCAAUAUCAACAUCAUCACCAUCACAUCAUCAUGAUCACCAUAAUCAUCAUGAUCACCAUAAUCAUCAUCACCACCAUCAUCAUUAGCAUCAUUAUCAUCAUAAUCACCAUCACAACCCUCAUCAUCAUCAAUGAUUUGGAUUCUUGCACUUCACUUGAUGGAAUUAAUAGUAGAAUGUUAGGGUUUGUAAUCCAAGUGAGAAUAUAUACAGUUUAAGACCUAAUCAGGACCGACUGCGGAAAAUGCAGCACAAGGUCUUAAAAUGUAUAUAUUCUCACUUGGAUUACAAACCCUAACAUUCUAAUAUUAAUUACACCAGGUGAAGUGCAAGAAUCCAAAUUAUUGAAGUCCGCCUUAUCACAACCCGCACACCCGAUUACCUAUAUAUACAUGAACUUACGGUUACAGCUCAACAGCUGGCCUCUGUAGCUCAGUUGGUUAGAGCGCUGCACCGAAAUCGCAGGGCCGUAGGUUCAAUUCCUUGAAGACCUUGUGUUGCAUUUUUCGCAGUCGUUCCUGGUCAGGUCUUAAAGUGUAUAUAUACACUCACUUGGAUUACAAACCCAAACAUUCUCAUCAUCAUCACCAUCACCAUCAUCACCACCAUCACCACCAUCACCACCAUCAUCAUCACCAUCACCACCACCACCACCACCACCACCACCACCACCACCACCACCAUCAUUACCAUCAUCAUCAUCAUCAUCUCUACCAUCAUCGCCAUUAAGAGUAGAUUGAUGCAAAAUUAUUACCAGGCUUUAAGAUCAGAAGAUUAGAAUUCAGUUACCAACAUACUGCCAGCCCUUUUUUAAGCCGUGCCUUAGCGCUUUUGCGAUCUUAAAUUCCAUGGCUAUUUUGUUUAAAUGCAUAAUGAUUGUAAAUAAAUUGUUGAAAGCUGGGGGCUGAUUACAUGAAGAGUUUCAGCCGUCCUAACCAAAAAAUCCUAACAAAAUACAGCACACGAUUACAUGAAAAAAAUUUCAGCCCAAUUUGAAGCCGAGGAUUGGAUCAAAACGUGAGGACUUGAAAUUUAGUGCAGUCCGAAUUGGAGGAUUUCAAAUGACAUCUCAUGUACGAAUAAAUCACUACUUAAUUAGUUUGGAUCCAGUCCAAGAACUGAAUUAAUUUUAAUCCAGUCCUAGGACUGCAUCAAUGUACUUCAUCAGGUAUCCAGUAUUAUCAUGUGAGCAAAAUAAAGCAGUAUGGUUGGCUAAUUUACUCAUGAAAUAUUAAUGCAUUUGAGAUAUAAUUAGAAUUUAUCGCCUCUCUAUAAUUUCCGGUAAAAACAAACUACUAACAUAAAAUGAAUACACAAUAAUUCUUCUAAUACCUGCUCAUUUUUCCAGGCGACCCUCAAUGCGUCAGCGACAGUUGAUCCAGACUUUGGGCAUGUCGAUGGUGUCACAUAUGAAUGGUUCUGUAGAGACAUGGACGACACUGUGCAGUUUGGACCAGACUAUGACUCGGAACCUCUGCUAUAUGUUCCCGUGGUGAACGACACGUUCCCUCCUGCAGAAAUGAAUGUGAGUGUCACUCAUUAAUUAAUUCAUUCAUUGCCAGAAUUUCUGACGUUAUUUUUCCUGUCAAACAUUUUGCGGAAUUUCAGAACUGUGCAAAUUUUCAGAACUGUGCAAACUUUUUUUUUAUACACCCUAUGGAAGCUAAAAUUUUCAUUUGCCUCACCACAGCUUGCUGUGAAGAAAAUUGAGUAUUGCAUUCAGGAGCGAAACUAGCCCUUUUUAAUUAAGGGGGUGUCUGCUAGAAUUGCCCUGCGAAAGCCGAUGAUGCCCUGCAGCAAAAUGUUUUUUCUCCAUUAUUUCUCCCAAAAAUGUUUAGUGUAAAAUUUGGGUCUAUAAAUUCUAUUCAAUUCCCUCUGGAAGCCCUGGAAGCUACUUAAUAACUCUACAGUCUAUCAUUUAAAAUCUUGCAUUACCCUGUCAAUCCAAGAUGAUUUGCCCAAUCCAGAUGAUUUGUACUUUGGGGGACCACACACACCCCUCAAGUUUCGUCCCUGAUUGCAUUGCUUGAAACGUUAUUUAUCCAAGUCAGUAGAGUAUAGUUUCCGGCAAACCUAUAUAGCCCUUUGAUAAUUCGCUUGCGUAUUGAUGCGGCAAACAAACGGCUCAUUCAAUCAUUCACUGAUGUUUCUUAAAUUUCUUGGUUUGUCCAACGCUUAACGUUGCGAGAUUCUGCUUUUCAGUCAACAGGCUGUUUUGGUGAAGGUAGAGGUCGACUAAACGUUACCGAUGCAAUAUUGGAAAUGGAUUCAACAUUUAUGCUAGAGGGAAAAAA
Paramuricea clavata is the source of this 12835-nucleotide messenger RNA. NCBI's taxonomy places the organism in Eukaryota, Metazoa, Cnidaria, Anthozoa, Malacalcyonacea, Plexauridae. The record is from the annotation of a GenBank genome assembly.